This is a messenger RNA of Acanthaster planci (crown-of-thorns starfish), 5548 nucleotides long. RefSeq names its product rho GTPase-activating protein 24-like. Gene Ontology annotation, biological process: signal transduction; activation of GTPase activity. NCBI's taxonomy places the organism in Eukaryota, Metazoa, Echinodermata, Asteroidea, Valvatida, Acanthasteridae. The record is from RefSeq and is a predicted model, not a curated record. Gene Ontology annotation, molecular function: GTPase activator activity.
AUUUCAUAACCAAAAGUCAUCAAUCUUUGUCUUUCCUGUUCACGAUCAUCUUUCCCAGAAUCUAUCGGUAGCAGCUUGGGUUGCAAAGUUAAUAUGCAUGUAAAAGCUUCACCAUCUGUAUUAUUGGAGAUACAACAUGUACAUGUACAUUGUACCACAGAGGAAUAAAACACUACCCUAGUCAGGGUACCGUACAUGUAAGGCAGUAAUCAUCAUCAAGUGUGAUUCCGGUAGCAGAGUACAUGUACCUGUUUGUUUGUGGAAUUGAAAGUUGAUACGGGAAAUUCAAAAACCAGUAUCAUAGAUUUCUUUAAAAUUGGUGCUGAUUGCCAAUUCAGGAAGAAGAGGCGAUAUGUACAUGUACAUACUGUACAUGUACGUACGCAUUGUGUACUGUACCGGUAUUCAGCUUAAUUUGUUCACGGACGUGUCAGCAUCAUAUACGUGUACAUGAAGCAUCAUCUAUCCCUCAUCGAACAAAACAAUGCAGUAGUUCGGAGCAUCAAGAGCCUACAGCUUUAGCAUUGUGCCGGAACAGUGUAUUGGUUGCAAAGGUAACCUAUAAGGAACGGGCACAUUAGCUCCAUUUUGAGGGCACAGCUCUAGCAUCCCAAAGCCAACUCCAUGUUCCUGUGGACCCGAUUUGUGAAUCGUACACAUCAUGUACAUGAGAGUUAUCCACACCGCAGGAUGACCGAUAGGAGCUUUAGCCUGUCCCGGGAAGACGUCACCCACACGGGUUGGCUGAAGAAGCAGGGCGGGCCCUUCAAAUCGUGGCAGCGCCGCUACUUUGUCCUGCAGGGCGAGUACCUCCACUACUUCCUGCGGGAGGAUGACCCGCGACCGCUGGGCUCCAUACCGCUGCGCAACAACCGCGUGGAGAAGCGGCAGGUGAAUCUGGACGAACCGGGGAAACUCCUGUUUGAAAUUCUACCAGGCUCAGAUGGCCCAAGCAGACUCACCCCCAACCAUGAGACAUUCCUCCUCUGGGCACCCAGUCAGCAAGAGGUGGAUGAGUGGAUGCAGGUGUUGAGACGGGCCAUCUACAAGCAGAAGGGUGGAGGAAUAUUUGGCCAGAGUCUCUUGGACACCAUUACUAACGAGAGCACCACAAGCACCAAACAGAUCCCGUCCAUUGUAGAGCAAUGCGUGGAGCAGCUCCGGGAACGAGGAUUGCAAGAGGAAGGCAUCUUCAGGCUGCCAGGACGAGUCAGUCUGAUCAAGGAGCUCCAGGAGAGAUUUGACUGCGGCGAGAAGCCCGACUUCAAGGCCAGCAACACGGACAUCCACACCAUCGCAUCGCUGCUCAAGCUGUACCUCCGCCUGCUGCCCGAGCCCCUGAUCCCUUGGCAGCACUAUGAGAACUUCUACAACGGCAUCAAGCUCUACUGCGACCACGAGGAGGAGGGCAAGAAGGAGCUUAUCCGACAGUUGGCACUCUUGCCUCGCACCAACUACAACCUGCUCAAGUACCUGUGCGAGUUCCUGCAUGAUGUGCAGAGCUAUGAGAGCCAAAACCGCAUGAGUAUGCUCAACCUGGCCACCGUCUUCGGCCCCAACAUCUUCCGGCCACCCCUGGAGAAUGCCACUUCGCUGAUGGAGACCACCUCCAUGAGCCAGAAGUUCCUGCACCUGCUAAUCCGCCAGCAUGAGGAGAUGUUCCCACCCAAUGACCAGAUUGACUUCCGAACCAAAGGGAGCAGUCCAACCCCACCCCCGAGGAAGACGGGGCGCAACAUAACAUCUUCACCAGAGAGUCUGGACCUACUGAAGGAGCUCAAGGAUAAAGUUGCAAACGCCCCCGUUCCGGCUCCAAGAGACAAGAAGGACAGAGUUAAUUACGAGAAUCUCCUGAUCGACCUUGAUUCAGACUGGAUAAAGGUCCCAUCUGACACCGGUUUGGGCAAGCGCAGCUACAGUGUAGAUGGUGCAUUCGGUUUCCACGACGAUACCUCAUUGUCAGACUCCAGCACCCUUGAAUCGAGCAGUGAACACUUGUGUGGCAACUCGGAAGCGAACUCUAAGAACACCUCGCAGAUUGAUCUCGAUGCCACCAUUACGCCGGCGUCACCAAACACCUUGCACUUCAGCAACCAGGAAGCUCUUUCAAGUCUGGAGCGGCCUCUGCCGUCGCCUCUCCUGCCGGGCUCCGGUAAGCCUCAGACCUCCGAGAUAAACUCCACCUCCAUGGGAGUGGACCUGACGGCAGGGACUCCGGAGAAUGCAACCUUAAACCCUCCCAGCAACAUCUCCUCAUCUCAUCUGAAACUGCUGGAGGAAAAUGCAGCCCUGAAGCUUGACAUGCGUACUCGCCAGGAGGAGUAUGAACAGAAGUUGGUAAAAUGGAAAAUCAAGUGCGAAGGAUUGGAGAUACAACUCAGGAAUGAGGAGGCAGCUAAGAAAGCGACAGAGGAGCGGAACAAGCAGCUGUUGAAGCAGUUGAAUGCCUUCAUCGCGGAGUACGGACCCAAGUGACCUGGCUAAUCACACUGCCGCAGUCUACAUUUCGAGUUUGACCCCUGAGGUCACCGGCACACCAGUACCAAAAAAGAAAAAACCCUAACGUGGUUGGCGCCAGCUUCCAGCAGGAUACAGCAGCCUGUACUGCAGCCAUAUCUGAAUUACUUCUCUGCGGCUUGAAAUUUUACACACGAGUCUAUGACAGUGACUUCAGCCACUUCCCAUAGAGUUGCGUGUAACUGUAAGCCAAAGCCAAGUAAAUUUUAGACACAGAGAGAGCCUGGGAGAUAUCAGUAAAAGCUAAGCAACCUGGCCGCCCUUCAGCUUCGGGAAAUAAAACCUGCUUCUGGUCACUCAUGGUCCAGUGGGGAGGGUAUUAUUAUCAAUCAGGCACUGAUUUCAGUUCAUGUGUCCCAUAUUACCCUGCAGUCUCAUUACGUUUGCGUUCCUUAGGAUUCAAGAAUGCCCUAUGCCAUAGAACUUAAGCCAUGCGGUAUGUACAUUGCACAUACUAGCCAGCAGAAUUUUCAAUUCAUGCCAUUUUCAAUCUUGUCCUCUCUUGCUUACCUGUUAAGACCACCCGAGUUACUACCAGCUCUGGAAAAGGUCAAGUAUCUUUGUUCCACUUCUCACCUGUUAACAGCCGUUGUGAGCAACACGUCGGUCGUAGGUGUUUGUAUCACCACGUUCCAGCUUGCCUGAAAUUCAUAGACAAAUGCAAAAAUGACAUUUGCACAACCUGGUGUUGUGGAUAUAUUUUUAAGUGUUAACCCCAGAAUGGCUUACCUCUGGGCACUAGAUCACCUCCAACUUGCAAGAAUUCUCCCCUCAAUUUCUUCAGUUUAGAUACUUUCAACAGUCUGACGUCAGCGUGGUUGCUUUUAUUUAAGAGUGCAAAACGUCUAUUUUUAUAACUCUUCAAAGCUAUUUGUGAAAUAGCUGCAAGCGUUUGUACAGUCUGUACCAUUGUGCCUUUUUGUAGCAACUCAAGUCGUGUUAUUGCAUGGAAGUACAUUUUCUAUUGACUUUCUAGAUUUAUAAAAGAAAACACCUGGACGAUUUAAUCAAGUGCUUGAAUCUUGUAAUUGUAAGGGGCCUUAUGUGAUUUCUGCUUAUAUUUAUCUUAUUUCUAUAUCAAUUUUUUAUGAUAUAGUGCAUCAGUCUAGUGAACUGUGACGUUAACUUUUGUAAAGAUUUAUCGAGAAGCACGUGAUUGACGUGGUCUAAGAAAUCUGCUGUGCAUAAAGCCUAUGUCUUAUGGUAGUGACCUUGAUUUUUAUUCUUUCAGUUGAUAUAUUUUGUACAGAUUCUUCAUAGAAGUAAAUACCUGGUCAUUUUGAACACGGAUUUAAGGUUUUGAUGCUGUGAGUGCAUUCCGCAUGUGUAUUUGAGCGUGUGUGGCUUCUCACAGAAGUUUGUCAACGUGGAUGACAUCGUUAGUGUUGUUAUUUCAAGAUCAGUCGACUGUUAUCAUGUAGGCCAGACCGAUGUUUUUGACCUGUUUGUAAAUUUAAUAUGUAUGCGUAAUGUGUACAGAUCACAAACAGUAAGUGGACAAAUUAGUGUUUUGUUGAACAAAUGUAUAAUAGAAAUGCUUUAUUUUUUAUUUUAUUUCAGGUUUAAGAUGUGUAUCUUACGAAAGGUUCUCAAACAAAGAAAUGUGCAUUUUAGGAGGAAGCAAGCUUUUAUCUGUAAUGGCAAUAGUUGGCAAAUGUAUCAGUUGAGCUAAGGUCAUGAGGAAUUUUCUUGGACCUUGAUAUACCUUCCAACGAUUUGGAGGCAGUCAUCUUGAUUUAUUCAGCAUUUUACUCAUGCCUCCCAAAGGUUUUGGUAGCACUAUGGUUUAAAAAGACCCAUGUUUCUCGCAACAAAGCCAAGGUCUUUUCCUUUCAGGGACUCUGAAAAGGUAUUUCGGAACUGAUUUUAAAUUGUUUCCGGGGGGGGGUAUGCUCUAAAAAAUGUUAAAAUGUUCUUUAUUUACAGCCCAUAAGUUCAGUUUGCUCUUGCUGAUGCAAAGUAAUACAAUAUUACUGAGAGAAAAUAGCCUUUGGAAAGGCUCGGCACUCAUUUUGUGAGAUUUGGGUCACGCUUUGUGGGGAUAAGGUUGGGCCCUCAGUAGGCGAUCUCAUCCACACACCCCCUCCCCCCAAAAGCUUUUGUGUUGCAAUCUACGGGGUGCCAUCAUUUGUCACAGUAUCUUGGCUCCACCCCUUGAUGAAAUCUGCACAUGGCAUAUUUAAGAACAGACUUCUUAAAGUAUUAUGAUGACGAAUGUUCGUUACAAGCAAAUGAUCGGUGAAGCGCUCUUUUUUUAUGUAAUGGGAAUUUCCCUCUGCACAUUACAGCAUUAUAGCGUGUUCUAUUUUCUUUGCAUCACUGGUGUUAACAUCGAUGGUUGACUGGAGUAAUCAGGCCACUACCUUAAUUAGACAGUGUUGAGCAUUAUUUUUAUCAUUUAUGUUCUGUGUUACAUACUCGGAUUAACAAGCACUGCUUGGACAUAUCAUUUAUCCUAAUUGAUGUUUCUGAGUCAUAAACCGUUUCCACAGAAAAACAAAGUAUCAAUAUAUUGUUCGGGAGACGACAGGUUAUAUCAUUAUGGUUAAUGUUGUCAUCAGAAUAUGUGUCUGAUAUGCACUUUGAUAUGUCAUACAAAUCAUCCAUAUGGUGCUUUGGGAGUAAAGAAAAUACUGUACAGUGUAAGACCGACUCUGAUUGUGGUUUUGUCUUGUAGGUAUAGCGCCCUCUCUCCUGUGGAGAGAGUGAUGACCAAAAAUAGACAUCUAUGAAAAAAAAAUCUGACUUGCAAAGCCUUUUAAAUUUAACCGGCUGAAGCCACCGCCGACUACCGUGUCGAAUCAAAGGCGACGGUGGUAGGCACGCUCAGCGUUGGAACUAUUGAUGCCAUGCCGCCAACGAAAUUAAUUAGCGGCGGCAAGUAAUCCUUUGUAUUACUUUUUGUAUUCAGCACUUAAGAUGGACGCCAGUGGCUUGAAUGACCUCUGCGUGCUGAUUAAGGAAUUACAGGUCCAGAUUUUGGAUCGAUACAGAUGUUGCUCAGUUGAAUAAAGGAAUAGUGAAAAGUUGA